AUGAUUGCAGACCCACUACUGAAUAUAACAGAUGUUCGACUUGUUGAUGAACCAGGUCCUAACGUUGGUCGAGUGGAAAUAGUUGUGGACGGCGUUUAUGGAACAAUAUGUGACAGCAAUUUUGACUACAAUGAUGCUGAUAUGAUAUAUAUGGCAAUGGCUCUGGACCUGUACACAUUGAUCAACUACAUUGUGAUGGAGCUGAAGCUUCCCUUGACGAAUGUCUAUACGUUCAAAACGGACAAUGCAGUCACAGCGAAGAUGUGUCUUUACUUUGCAAUGGCAAAAUGUGGGAAACCGGACAUUUUUGCAAGUUGGAGCGUUAAUUAUUUCCAGUUCAACGGAACGAGUUUGUUCGCUAACUGCGAAUUUAAAAAAACCUACGUCGGAUAUCUGCGUAUGAUAUGCACUGCAAAUGGUUGGACGACUAUUGAAGAAUGUCAGGAAUACAGUUAUCCGCUUUACAUUCAGGAAAUAAGACUUGUUGACGGAAAUAGUACCUUUGACGGCAGAGUUGAGAUCAAAGUGUUCAACACGUGGGGAACAGUAUGCAAUGACCUAUUUGGGAUCGAGGAAGCCAACGUUAUUUGCAAAAUGAUAGGCUUUUAUUCUGCUGAAGGAUUCCGCACAUCAUCUAUUCAAGGAACGGGACCUGUUUAUGUCGAUAACAUGGCAUGUGAUGCCAACAGUUCUCACAUCAAUGAUUGCCAGUAUUCAACUUACCACGAUUGUUCUCAUAGCGAGGACGUAGCCGUUACAUGUACAGGUAUCACAGCAAAGUGCGUUAACCCAACGCCACAGUUUGGUAGCGUCAACGACACUUCAACAAAUGUGGGAUCUUCAAUCAGCGUCGCAUGUGAACGUGGUCGAAUACUAGUAGGUGACUCAGUAAUUGUUUGCAAAGAAGACGGAAAUUGGACAAGCGCACCAUUUUGUCGUUUAAUAGAUUGCGAAGAUCCAACGCCAGAUAAUGGCGAAAUUAAGGGGACGUCAUAUUACCUCGAUGACGUCGUCUCUGUAUCGUGUGAUACCGGUUAUAUUUUAUCCGGCGACGCCGUCAUAACAUGCCAGAAUAACAGUUAUUGGACUGAUGAUCCAACCUGUACUAUUGUUGACUGUAACGCCCUGACCAUCGCCAAUAUGACGAUUGACAUCGGGAACACAACUACCUACGGACAAAUAGCAGUUGUAAAGUGUAAAUAUGAGUUUAGUCCAAGCGGAUCAUGGGCGGUGAAAUGUGAAGCUAACGGCGUUUGGAAUUACACGCAUGUUCCAGAUUGUAAACUGAUUGAUUGUGGAUCAUCUGCUCCUAUAUAUGGACGCGUCAACGACACCACAUCGACUAUUGGAACUGUGGUUGGCGUGGAAUGUGACUAUGGUCGACAUCUGGUUGGUGAUGCGGUGUUGGUUUGUCAACAGAAUGGAAAGUGGUCUGGUUCGCCCUUUUGUUCUUUGAUAGAGUGUGAUGAUCCGACACCAAAUAAUGGCUUCAUUAACGGGACGUCACACUACCUCGAUGAUGUUCUGUCAGUAUCGUGUGUAACUGGAUUUUCGUUAUCUGGCCAUUCCGUCAUACGAUGUCAGAACAACAGCCAUUGGACGGACUACCCACACUGCACGAUAGUUGAUUGUGGUGUCCUACACAUUUCCGCGAUGAGUGUUAAUAUCGGUAAUGCAACUACCUACGGGCAGAUAGCAGAUGUCAGAUGUCAUCCAGAUUUCAAACCACUUGGUUCCUGGACCGUGAAAUGUGAAGCCAGCGGCAUAUGGAAUUACUCGCUUGUUCCGCAAUGUGAACUCAUUGAUUGUGGAGACCCAACUCCUUCGAAGGGUCUGGUGAAUUCAUCAAAAACAACAGUCAAUACAGUAGUGCGUGUUUCGUGUGAAAACGGUUAUACGCUAUCGGGAGAGUCAGUCAUCACAUGUCUUAGAAACGGAACGUGGUCUGGGAAGUCAAUAUGCGACUCUUCCGAUUGUGGGAGACCAGCCAUAUCGAAUGCAGACGUGGUGACAAAUAAUUCAACAACCCUAUAUUCCAAGGCAUUUAUCACUUGUAACGAAGGAUUCGAAAUACAAGGCCCAAGUAUAAUUAUCUGCACUCAAACUGGAUGGAGUGAUAAUGUUACAUGCUCACCAAUUGUAUGUGAAGAGAUGGAAGUUGAAAAUGGUAGUGUGAUCGGCGCAGGAAGAGAGUAUGGAGCUGUUAUUGAAGUGAAAUGUCAUACUGGAUAUAUUAUUCGGGGUGACAACAAACUGACAUGCCAAGGAAAAGGUCACUGGAGCGAUAAACCAGCAUGCGUCAUUCAAAAUUGUGGCAUCGUGACCGUACCAACCAAUGGUAUCAUACUAACAAGUCCUGUGGUAACAACGUUUAAUUCAUCGUUGCGAUUUCAGUGCAAUGAUGGUUAUCACCUGACCGGAAAUGGCGUUCUUUGGUGUGACGCAAACGGCAAAUGGGACAGUUCAGUCCCGACGUGCGUUCGCAAGUACUGUGAUAACCCAACCCCAACAAACGGCGUCGUUAAUGGGACCUCAUUUUACUUCAGUGACGUGGUUUCAGUAUCUUGCGAAAAUGGCUUCUUAUUGUCCGGCGAACCUAUCAUACAAUGUCAGAAUAACAGUAACUGGACAGUUUAUCCGAGAUGCAAUAUCGUUGUGUGCGAGCGCAUUGACUUACAAAAUGGCACUGUGACCGGCUCAGAAACACACUUCGGGUCAAUAAUCGAGGUGAAGUGCGAUAUUGGGUAUGAUCUUCGUGGUGACAGUAGACUAGUAUGUCAAGCCGAUGGUAAUUGGAGUGGUAACCCAACAUGCAUCAGUAAAGGUUCCUUCUGGGGAGAUCCGCAUAUGAGCACGCUCGACGGAAUGAACUACACAUUCAACGGACUCGGGGAAUACGUGUUGCUAAGCAUUGAAACGCCAAAUGUUACAUUUUCCCUCCAAGCUAGGGCGGAGAGGGCAGUGAAAGAAGACGGGAACCUGUCUGACGCGACAAUUUUCACAGCGUUUGCAGCUCGUGAUAAUACAAAUUCGUCCAUACACGUUGAACUUAAUAAGGCUAAGGACAAUGUUACUUUGUACGGGAAUGGCAUUGAUCUUACAAAGACUCUUCGGGAAGUACAACACGACAUGUUUGUGUUUAAUACGUCAACACUCACAAUUCAUGAAGAUAACGGCGUGUUGAGGGUGUCAUUCCUUGAGAUAGGGAUAACGCUCGAAAUAGGAAAAGGAGCAGGAAUGUUGUCAUUGGAUGCGAUUGUACCAAAGACAUUCAACAACGUGACAAAAGGUCUCCUAGGAAAUUUUGAUAGAGACCCUUUCAAUGAUUUUGUGUACCCAAAUGGGAGUCAGCUUCAUUUUAAUGCAAGUGAUAUGGAAAUAUUUUUUUACGGUCAGGCAUGGUCCGUGAAUGACAGCUCGUCUGUAUUUUUCUAUGACGACGGAAAGGAACAUUCCGAUUAUCACAACGCUUCCUACAUACCGCGUUUCCUUGAUACCGUCGACAAAGUAACGCUUGCUGAAGCUGAAAAGGCAUGCAACGGCUCAAAGAAUAAAGAAUGUGUGUUCGACUACGCAUUAACCUUGAACGAAAAUAUUGCGAUGAUGACGAACAGAAAACGUGAAAGUAUUGACGUGAACACAGAAGAAAUAGCUCAAAUUGUGCCAACCAGUAAUAAUACAUGUAGCGUAAUUGCAAAGGUUGGAGAGCAAAUUUCGUGCAAGUUAAAGCUCGAUGAUGGGUUUGUUGCAAUCAACGCCGACAGAAAGCAAUCUCAGCAGCACACUAUACAGGUGCAACUAUGCACUGGUUGCCGUGGCAAUGGACGGUGCUCCACGACAGUGCGGCCGGACCCUCGAGAGAAUGCAUUUUUCAAGUACUCUGCAUGCGUGUGCGACCCUGGAUACACCGGUUUGUAA
This is a messenger RNA of Dreissena polymorpha, 3918 nucleotides long. RefSeq names its product sushi, von Willebrand factor type A, EGF and pentraxin domain-containing protein 1-like. The transcript is spliced from 23 exons. The record is from RefSeq and is a predicted model, not a curated record. Bases 1 to 3918 code for a protein of 1305 amino acids. Lineage: Eukaryota; Metazoa; Mollusca; Bivalvia; Myida; Dreissenidae. Gene Ontology annotation, cellular component: membrane.